AGGAAUACCAGAUACUCCCUUCAGUAAGGACAGAAAUGGUCAUGUGAAGCGACCGAUGAAUGCAUUCAUGGUUUGGGCAAGAAUCCACCGGCCAGCACUAGCCAAAGCUAACCCAGCCGCCAACAAUGCAGAAAUCAGUGUCCAGCUCGGGUUAGAGUGGAACAAACUUAGUGAAGAACAAAAGAAACCUUAUUAUGAUGAAGCGCAAAAAAUUAAAGAAAAGCACAGAGAGGAAUUUCCUGGUUGGGUUUAUCAGCCUCGUCCAGGGAAGCGAAAACGCUUCCCUCUAAGCGUUUCUAACGUAUUUUCUGGUACCACACAGAAUAUUAUCUCAACAAAUCCUACAACAAUUUAUCCUUAUCGGUCACCCACCUAUUCUGUGGUAAUUCCCAGCUUACAGAACACCAUCCCUCAUCCAGUUGGUGAAACCCCACCUGCCAUCCAGCUGCCCACACCUGCAGUCCAGCGCCCAAGCCCCAUCACGCUUUUCCAGCCCAACGUCUCCAGUACUGCCCAGGUGGCUGUCCAGGCUCCGAGUCUGCCACUCCGCCCAGCACUCCCACCCCAGCGCUUUGCUGGGCCUUCCCAAACUGACACUCAUCGGCUGCCUUCUGGAGCCAAUCACUCCAUCAAGAGGCCCACUCCUGUGUCUCUGGACACCACCAGCAGGAUUCCGACAAGUGCUAGUACCGCCCAUGCCAGAUUUGCAGCCUCCACCAUCCAGCCUCCCAAGGAGUAUUCCAGCGUUGCCACUUGUCCUAGAAGCGCUCCAAUUCCCCAGGCACCUUCCAUCCCACAUACCCAUGUCUACCAGCCCGCUCCCCUCGGCCAUCCAGCCACGCUGUUCGGAACACCACCACGGUUCUCCUUCCACCACCCUUACUUCCUACCUGGACCUCACUACUUCCCAUCAAGCACGUGCCCUUAUAGUCGGCCUCCCUUUGGCUAUGGAAAUUUUCCAAGUUCAAUGCCAGAAUGCCUCGGUUACUAUGAAGACAGGUACCAAAAACACGAGGCUAUGUUUUCAGCUUUAAAUAGAGACUAUCCUUUUAGAGACUACCCAGACGAACGCGCCCACAGCGAAGAUUCUCGGGGCUGCGAGAACAUGGACGGGCCCCCAUACUAUAACAGUCACAGCCACUGCGGGGACGGCUACUUGAGCCCCAUGCCCCCGCUGGACAUGGGGGCCCUGGAGAACGUCUUCACAGCCCCCACCUCCACCCCCUCCAGCAUCCAGCAAGUCAAUGUGACUGACAGCGACGAGGAGGAAGAAGAAAAAGUGCUCCGGAAUUUAUAACUUGAAAACCAAUAGCGCGGAAAAUAAACAUUUCUUAAA
Molecule: messenger RNA, 1336 nt
Organism: Dipodomys ordii (Ord's kangaroo rat)
Lineage: Eukaryota; Metazoa; Chordata; Mammalia; Rodentia; Heteromyidae
Gene: Sox30
Product: SRY (sex determining region Y)-box 30
Exons: 4
Coding region: 56-1297 (413 amino acids)
Biological process (GO): regulation of transcription by RNA polymerase II
Cellular component (GO): nucleus
Molecular function (GO): DNA-binding transcription factor activity, RNA polymerase II-specific; sequence-specific double-stranded DNA binding
Source: RefSeq, a predicted model, not a curated record